Messenger RNA from Thamnophis sirtalis, 2223 nucleotides. NCBI's taxonomy places the organism in Eukaryota, Metazoa, Chordata, Lepidosauria, Squamata, Natricidae. The record is from RefSeq and is a predicted model, not a curated record.
AUCCUCUGGCUGCCUAAUAAGUUUCGGAUGGAUGUGAGGCAGUCAGCACCCAGGUUCCAGCACAUCUAUGGCCUGGAAAGUUUGGACAACAAGACCGGAAAAUUCCCACGAGUCAACCUGGCUUACCAAAAACUGAGCAGCAGAGAAAUCAGGGAAUACCACCGUAACAACGUCUCGGUCAACCUGUUUGUGAUCAACGCUCCGUGGCUCUUCUCCGUCCUGUGGUGCGCUGGGACGACUUCGGUCACCACCAAUGCCUGCCAGGUGCUUCAGAAGAUGCAGCAUCCCCUCUGGCUGCUGCCUCGUGCCACCUAUCAAAUGAUCUGGAUUGUGGCCGACUGCGUCUCCCUCCUGCUGGUUCUCUCGGCUUUCUUGCUGCUGAAAAGACGGUCUCGGAAAAAGGAUUCGAGAGGUUCCAGCUCCGAUGUGCUCCUGACAAAGAUCCACAGCCUCUUGUCCGAGUGAGGUUGAAGCGGUCAAAAGCUCUGGGCUGUGCCCCUCCCCCCACAACUCGCUAGUCUUGGCAGGACUCUCCUCUUUCAAACGCUUCGCUGGGAAGGAACAGGCCGUCCUCCGUGUCUGGUGUCUGCUGGCAGCGGCGGCUGCUGGGAUCCGUUUCAGGGGCCUCUGUUGCACAGCCCUCAAAAGGAGCAGCUAGCAGGCUGCGCGCUGCAUUUCGUCUUGGAGAGCCGAACCCGGAGCCUUCCCGCAUCCUGGAGCUACUGCUAGAGCUUCAGGAGAGAAUUAGGGAGCUACCGCCUCUCCUGCGGGACACGGUUUCUUGAUGGGGGGGGGGACUGGGAGGGAUGUUGGAAGUGCCCAAUAAAGCUCUUUGUACAGGCUGGGAAACCCGGAGCUGCUGUGACGACUUCUUCCUCUCCCAGGCGGCCCAAAUAAAGCAGGAGGGGUGGGGGGGGACGGCAUCCUUUCAAUGCACAGCUAUCUCCGUGUUCCACCUCUAGUGGCUUCCUGGCCCAGCCUGUGUGCUGGCCGUCUAGCUGAGUUCAGAGGCUCCAGGGUGGGGAAAGCAGGCUAACCUCACGUGAGUCAGGGGUCUUGGCCCCAACGGCUACAUUCCUUCCCGUGUGGAAGUGUGUCGGAUUGCAGGUUCAGCCCCGAGGUUUUUUCCAGGAACAGCCUUCAACGGCAGAGCGUGCAAAACAACAACACCCAGCAGGCGAGUGCCAGAGGCUGCUUCUUUUAGGAACAAAGUGCUACUUUCUGUCUUGCGUGUUAAUAAUUCACUUUUUCUUAUUAAAAAAACCGAGCAACCGCUCUUUUGCUUCAAGCGGUGAUGAUGUAACAGGAAGUGAAUUUAUACUGAUUUUAAAAUGGACUGGGGUCAAAAGGUUCACAGAAAUUGAUUGGGAAAACUCUAGUUGGGCGAGGUCCCUCAUGACAGGUGACCUCCUUAUUCCAAGAAAAAGUGUGCCUUGUUCUAAGAAAUAUUUAGCAGCCCGGCAUUCAAACGGUAUCAAUCAAUCUAUUAACUCGUGAGUCAGGCGGAGAAAGUUCAUUCAGGUAGCAGCCUUAAUUAGAAAAAUUAGGGACCUGAAAAUGGAGUAAUUGGAAGCACACUGCUUCUAGCGAUAAAACAUACCCACAUGCCAGUGUAAGCUAGUUUAUAUGGAACCCGGAAAACAGGAAAAUCUCUCUUGGCCAAGGGCCUCCUGCCCCAAGAAUUUCCUCCAGGGCCAAUGUGGCUGAAAGCUCCCAGCAUGCACCAAGAGCUUUGCCAGAACAAAGCAGGAAAGCAAGGCCACCAGGCACAUUUCACCACAAUGGCCAAGGUUAUACCUCACCUGAGCCGUGAACCCUGGUUGCAAACCCCCAACGUUCAGCUCACGUGGGCCCCAACCCAACAAAGCUCACUGCAUGAGGGUGAGCAGCUCUUCCAUUAUCAGGAACAAUGCCCAGGAACCCACAAACCACCAAGGAAACGGGGAGCAACAUGGACCUGCUGUCAUGAGGGCCGAUAACUUGUAGGGGCAGUGCUUGCUCCUACCCUUCUGUCCAAGGGGGUCAGUCUCUUGGCUAUUUAAGCUUUCCUGCACUGCAACCCUCGACCAGCAGGGGGCACUGUCUCCGAUUCAGCAGGAAAACCAGUUUGUCCAGAAGAGAAAUGUUGGGGUCUCCCCCAUUGUUUCUCAGGAACUGGAAAUGUUAGUCACUGAAUCCAGGACUUUCUAAGUGAAACGACGCAGAGCCUUGAGCUAAGGGAGA